Lathyrus sativus (Indian pea) is the source of this 2118-nucleotide messenger RNA. NCBI's taxonomy places the organism in Eukaryota, Viridiplantae, Streptophyta, Magnoliopsida, Fabales, Fabaceae. The record is from the annotation of a GenBank genome assembly.
AUGGAAAGGUGGAAUUUUUUAGUCAAGUUAUUGGAAACUUGUUGCACUAAAUUAUCAAUUUCACAGUUGCAUUCACACUGUUAUAAAGUGGGUCUUGUUCAUGAUAGCUUCAUUGUUACCAAGCUCAAUGUUCUAUAUGCUAGAUAUGCUUCAAUUCACCAUGCACAUAAGCUGUUUGAAGAAACGCCUCACAAAACUGUUUAUCUAUGGAAUGCUUUGCUUAGAAGCUAUUGUUGUGAGGGAGAAUGGGUAGAGACAUUGUCUUUAUUCCGUCGAAUGAAUUAUAUUAGUUCUAUGUCAAUUGAGGAUAGUUUAAGACCUGAUAGUUACUCGGUAUCUAUUGCGUUGAAAUCCUGUGCGGGUUUGCAGAAGCUUUUUUUGGGUGAGAUGAUUCAUGGGUUUCUCAAGAAGGUGAGGAUAGAGGGGGAUAUGUUUGUUGGGUCUGCUUUGAUUGAUUUGUAUUGUAAAUGUGGUCAAAUGAAUGAUGCUGUGAAAGUUUUUAUGGAGUAUCCAAAACCUGAUGUUGUUUUGUGGACCUCGAUUGUUAGUGGUUAUGAGCAGAGUGGUAGUCCGGAGCUUGCGCUAGAUUUUUUCUCACGAAUGGUUGUUUUGGAGAGAGUGAGUCCUGAUCCAGUGACGCUUGUUAGUGUUGCUUCUGCUUGUGCUCGUUUAUCUGAUUUUAAGCUUGGAAGAAGUGUUCAUGGCUUUGUUAAAAGAAAGGGUUUAGACACUAAGUUGUGUUUGACUAAUUCACUGCUUAAUUUAUAUGGAAAAACUGGUUCUAUCAAGAGUGCAGCAAAUUUGUUUAAGGAAAUGCCUGAUAAGGAUAUUAUAUCUUGGAGCUCAAUGGUUGCAUGUUAUGCGGAUAAUGGAGCAGAAACUAACGCAUUAGAUCUUUUUAAUGAAAUGUUGGAUAAGAGAAUUAAACCCAACUGGGUUACUAUGGUUAGUGCAUUGCGAGCUUGUGCUUACACUUCCAAUUUGGAAAAAGGUAUGAAGAUUCAUGAAUUGGCAGUGAAUUAUGGUUUUGAAAUGGAAAUGACCGUCUCUACAACUUUGAUCGACAUGUACAUGAAGUGCUUUUCACCUGAAAAAGCAGUUGAUCUUUUCAAUAGAAUGCCCAUGAAGGAUGUAAUUGCUUGGGCUGUUUUAUUUAGUGGCUAUGCUGACAUUGGAAUGGUGCACGAGUCAAUGGGGGUUUUCCGUGACAUGUUAUCUAGCGGAACUCGACCCGAUGCUGUUGCUCUAGUUAAGAUUCUUACUGCUGUUUCAGAACUGGGGAUUCUUCAACAAGCUGUCUGUUUUCAUGCUUUUGUAAUUAAAAACGGGUUCGAAAAUAACCAAUUCAUUGGAGCAUCACUUAUUGAGUUGUAUGCAAAAUGUAGUAGCAUAGAAGAUGCUAACAAGAUUUUCAAAGGAAUGGCAUAUAAAGAUGUUGUUACCUGGAGCUCAAUAAUUGCAGCUUAUGGAUUUCAUGGUCAAGGAGAAGAGGCUUUGAAACUAUUUUAUCAGAUGGCUAAUCAUUCUGAUACUAAGCCUAAUAAUGUAACUUUUAUCUCAAUUCUAUCUGCUUGUAGUCAUUCAGGUUUGAUUAAAGAAGGGAUAAAAAUGUUUGAUAUCAUGAUUAGCAAGUACCAAUUGGUACCAAACUCAGAGCAUUACGCGAUAAUGGUUGAUCUUCUUGGUCGAAUGGGAGAGUUGGAUAUGGCUUUGGACGUAAUUAACAACAUGCCAAUGCAAGCUGGGCCUGAUAUAUGGGGAGCCUUACUCGGCGCAUGUCGCAUACAUCAGAAUAUAAAGAUGGGGGAAGUUGCAGCUAAGAAUCUUUUCGCUUUAGAACCUAAUCAUGCAGGAUAUUAUAUUCUUCUGUCAAAUAUUUAUUGUGUCGACGAAAAUUGGCAUAAUGCUACAAAGCUUAGGAGUAUGGUAAAAGAGAAUAGGUUGAAGAAGAUUAUUGGUCAAAGUAUGGUGGAGUUAAAGAACGAGGUUCGAUGUUUCGUAGCAAGUGAUAAAUUUCAUGAUGAAUAUGACCAAAUUUAUGAAAUUCUGAGAAAAUUACAUGCUAAAAUGAGAGAAGAAGGUUAUGAUCCUCAAUUCCCUAUAGAGGAAAUGCUAUGA